CCACUUCCCUUAACAGGGCUAGAGCUGCCUCUGCAAUCUUCGUGAAGACGUGAGGGGACAGGGACAGGCUGAAGGACCUGCCGCAGGUGGAAAGUAAAAGUGAAAGAAAGUUCUGUGUUCGGGGAAACCGAUGUGAAACGUGAACCAAUACCGCUGCAAACCAAUUUUGAUGCCGGACACAUGCCAAAGUGCGCUUCUGCCUCAGCAUCUUGAAGUAUGGAGUAUGUGCAAGGUUCAGAAUUCGCAGGUCCAAGAUUGGCCGCAACCAACCGCCUUUCUUUGGUACGGUGAGGUAUGGGCUGUAGAGCCCUUUCUUCAUCUCGGCUGGAGGGACAGGCUCUAUCGCGUCCUUCCGUAGAAGGGUUACGGUCUCCGCACGCAGGACGGCGGCGUUCUCGCCCUUUACCGAAGUGAAGCGUACGCUGCUGAAUCGCGUAGACGAGUCAGACGGUCCUGGCCAGCCAAUGCGAUGGGUUGGAAAGCACUAGCCAUGUGUCAAAUAAAUCCAAAUUAACAUGUAUUUAUACUAAAGUUAUACAAAAAUGACUACAAAAGAUUUAGAAGUGAGUCGUUUUCCGAGAGUUAUGAUUAUACUGUAAAUCACUUUCACGAAUCAGCCCCCAAAUGUCUCCCAUCAUGUUCUCAUUAUACUGUCCCAAUCUAUGAUCGAGAUAAGACACAUAUACGGCAUCCCAUAACACACUUCCAAUAUCACCCAAUGUCAAACAGCUGUACAUUAUGUACAUUAACCGUUUACACGCCACAUUCAGAUAAGUCUUCGUCAUCUGCCUUCAAACCACAUGAAGUGAAUGAAGUGCACAGAAGUGAAUGCACAGACAUUUAUGUUGAUUUAUUUGUUCAUUUUGUUUAAUUCUGUUGAUGUUGACUACAUGUACAUCAAUGAACGUAUAUUGAGGAAUUACACAUGAUUCUGAGCAUUUGAUGUUUUUGUCAUUUACAGUUGUCAGUUUUAUUGCCUCUAGCUCGUCCUCACGUCAACUUGUUGUGAAUUUCCAUGUACAUGGACUUUUUAUGUUUCUAUACGGUUUAAUCAACUUAAACACUGAGUAGAACAUACUGUUAAUUAUGUUCUGCAGAAAUAGAUGAAUAAAAUGCUGUAAACACAUUCUGCAUUCAUGACAUGUUUGAGGAGAGUCAAUAUUUUCUGCUCUGAUGGAAACUGUCGACCCGUAGCGAGUCGAUGAUUCUGCCCUCAGGGGAAAAGAGCGGGAAAAAACAGCUUAAAAAAAACAGAAACAUUUGAAUAAAGAACUAUUGUAGUUUGUCAGGUGUACAGAGAACAGGACCCUUUACUGUGGAACUGUUUAGGGUUUGGUUAAAACAAUGUUUUGUUCGUGUUUGUUGUUAUUGAUCUGUGAUGUCCUGAUUAACCCGUGGCGCACAGCUCGAUGUGAUGGAUCUUCUGCCGGUCGGUGUUGUGAGGAACAUUAGAUUCGUGAGGGUUUCAGCAUGAGUGUGGAGGUUCCGGUGGGUCUCACUGACCUGCUGAAGGGUUACACGCUGGAGGUACUGAAGCAGAGACCCGCAGAUCUGCUGGAGUUCGCCGUUCAGUACUUCACCUGUCUGAGGGAACAGCGGAGCUCCACCCGCAGCUGCAGCCGGUCUCCGGUGACCCGAGCGGAGGCCUUCGACCAAGAUUCGGGUCAGACAGACUCCGGCGACGAGGAUGAGGAGGAAGAUGAUGAUUUUCCAGAGGAUUUCACCUUCAAACCACCUCCUCCCAGUAAACACAACAGACGAGUAUCAGUGUGCGCAGAGACCUAUAACCCUGAUGAAGAUGAAGAUGAUGCUUCUGAUUCAAGGGUCGUUCACCCCAAAACUGACCAGCAACGGCACAGACUACAGGAAGCGUGCAAAGACAUCCUGCUGUUCAAAACACUGGAGCAGGAUCAGUUUAAUGAGGUGUUAGACAGCAUGUUUGAGGUGCUGGUGAAGCCACAAGAGUGUAUCAUAAAUCAAGGGGAUGAUGGGGAUAAUUUCUAUGUGAUUGAGAGGGGUGUGUAUGAUAUUGUGAUACAGAAGGAUGGUGUCAGUCGCUGUGUGGGUCAGUAUGAUAACAAAGGCAGCUUUGGUGAACUCGCCCUCAUGUACAACACGCCACGAGCUGCCACGAUCAUGUCCACACAGGAAGGGGCGCUGUGGGCUCUGGACAGGGCAACUUUCCACAGACUCAUCGUGAAAAAUAAUGCCAAAAAGAGGAAAAUGUACGAGAGUUUUAUAGAGAGCGUGCCGCUACUGAAAUCUCUCCAGUUAUCGGAGCGAAUGAAAAUCGUUGACGUUGUGGGAAUGAAAACCUUCCGAAACGGGGAUCGGAUUAUAAGACAGGGGGAUGAAGCGGACUGCUUUUAUAUUGUGGAGUCUGGAGAAGUUCAAAUCAUGAUCAGAAGCAAAACUCGAGCAGGUCAGAGGUCAAACGAGGAGGUGGAGAUUGCCCGCUGCACCAGAGGACAGUAUUUUGGGGAGUUGGCGCUGGUUACAAAUAAACCCAGAGCUGCGUCUGUGUACGCAUCAGGAGAGACGAGGUGUUUAGUGAUUGAUGUGCAGGCGUUUGAGCGUCUGUUGGGUUCCUGUAAGGAGAUUCUGCAGAGGAACAUCUCACACUAUGAGCAUCAGCUGGUCGCUCUGUUCGGAUCCAGUGAUGAUCUCAAACACUGAAGAAACGACGUCUCAACCUGUGGUUUUAUCUUGCCCCAUACAGUCAUCAUUAGAAGUGCAACAUGUGAAGUAGUAAUCCUCAGCAUGUCUGUUCAGAACCUUAAACUAAUGAGAUUCAUGUACUUCCUAGCCAUCACCCUCAUUUAUCACAUAUUCUGUUAUCCCUGAACUCUUUGAUGAAUAAACACUGAAAUGA
Xyrauchen texanus (razorback sucker) is the source of this 2872-nucleotide messenger RNA. RefSeq names its product protein kinase, cAMP-dependent, regulatory, type II, alpha, B (gene prkar2ab). The record is from RefSeq and is a predicted model, not a curated record. Gene Ontology annotation, cellular component: cAMP-dependent protein kinase complex. NCBI's taxonomy places the organism in Eukaryota, Metazoa, Chordata, Actinopteri, Cypriniformes, Catostomidae. Gene Ontology annotation, molecular function: cAMP-dependent protein kinase regulator activity. Bases 1471 to 2676 code for a protein of 401 amino acids. The transcript is spliced from 10 exons. Gene Ontology annotation, biological process: regulation of protein phosphorylation.